UACCCCCCCCCAAAAGAAAGUAAGAACUGUAAAGGACCUCCCACCUUUUAAUUUGGCAUCUCCGGCAAGAGUCAAUGCUGAGCCUGACAUCUCCUCUCAGCUGCCAAUAGAACUUGACCUUUUCACCAGAGUGUUUCUUAUUGUCACCAUUAUGACUGAGAUUACCGCAGAAGGUCCUGUAUCCACCACUACAGUGAUAGACAGCAAGAAUGGAGCUGUCCCCAUGCCACACAUGAAAGUGUCCAAAAAGUCAGUUUCAGAAGACUUUGUGACAACAUUCAGCUCGCCAGCAGCAUGGCUACUUGUUGUUGCACUGAUUGUUACCUGGUCAGCUGUGGCUAUUGUCAUGUUCGAUUUGGUGGAUUACAAAACCUUGGCAGGGAUACAUCAACUUGAUAUUGACAAAGAUGUGGGGAAAGCAGAGAUCCCUAGAGGACGUUCUGUGAAUAAACUUACUACUGACCCACUGAGAAUCAUACAUGGCGCCGUGGAAGAGACCACUGAUUGGGUUUAUGGCUACCUUUCAUUGCUAUCGGACCUCAUAUUUGAAGAUGAAGAAGAAAGUGAAAAAGGUGAAGUGGAACCUUCCUUGAAAAUAAAAGAAGAAAUGCAACCAUCAGUCAAAAAGAAAGAGUUCCAGAUAGACAAGACUGAGAAACAUGAGAAAAUUGAAAAAAAGCCUCCACCAAAAGAAAUUCAGAAAGAAAAACUCGAGAAACCUGAGAAAGCUGAGAAACCUGAAAAACGGGAAAAACCUGAAAAACUCGAGAAACCUGAAAAACAGGAGAAACCUGAAAAAAGGGAAAAACCUGAGAAACCUAAAAAACUUGAAAAACCUGAAAAACGGGAGAAACCUGAAAAACGGGAGAAACCUGAAAAACGGGAGAAACCUGAAAAACGGGAGAAACCUGAAAAAUGGGAGAAACCUGAGAAACAUGAAAAACAGGAGAAACCUGAGAAACAUGAAAAAUGGGAGAAACAUGAAAAACUGGAGAAACCUGAGAAACAUGAAAAACAGGAGAAACCUGAGAAACUAGAAAAACCUGUUAAAAAGGACAUACCUAAAGUGCACAAAGAAAAGCUGGAAAGAGCUGAAAAACCCGAAAAAAGAGAAAAGCCUGAAAAGAGAGGGAAACCUGAACUGGAAAAGAAAGAAAAAGCCAUAGACAAGAAGAGCGUCAAAGUCGAAGAGAAGGCUAAAAAGGAUGUGAAAGAAGGAAAGCCAGAACCCAAGGCAUCUGGAAGAGAGAAACAUAAGGAAGCUAAAGUAAAGAAAAUGACAGCACCACCAAAAGCCAAAGCCAAGGAGGAGACAGCACUGAUGCUUCAAGAAAAGUCAGAAAAGAAAGAUCAAUAUGCAUUCUGUCGCUAUAUGAUUGACAUGUUUGCACACGGGGAUUUUUAUACAGGACCAGCUCCUCACCUCUUCUUACCACAGACUCCAGGAAUGACCCCUGCCAUGCCAGCUGCUGAAGGCAAGUUCAAUUUUCCUUCCUCAAAGAUUCACAGAUAGAUUCCAGUGGGGAUACUCCUAAGCCCUGCUUGUACUGAAGUCAACUUUAUAACUUUCAUUUUACUGUAUCAGACUAGGCUCAAAUCAUAUGAGUAGGAAG
Messenger RNA from Euleptes europaea (tarantolino), 1613 nucleotides. It is a transcript of the gene TRDN, whose product is annotated as triadin. The record is from RefSeq and is a predicted model, not a curated record. The coding region runs from base 152 to 1513 and encodes 453 amino acids. Gene Ontology annotation, cellular component: sarcoplasmic reticulum; membrane. NCBI's taxonomy places the organism in Eukaryota, Metazoa, Chordata, Lepidosauria, Squamata, Sphaerodactylidae. The transcript is spliced from 14 exons. Gene Ontology annotation, molecular function: signaling receptor binding.